AUGGGUGACAAGUACGCAACUCUGCGGCGGGCUCAGCUGCGUCUGGAUUUCAUCCACGCCAAUUCCACCACGCACAGUUUCCUUUUUGGAGCGUUAGCCGAAUUGCUGGACAAUGCAAGAGAUGCAGGGGCUGCAAGACUUGAUGUAUUUUCAGUGGAUAAUGAAAAACUGCAGGGUGGAUUCAUGUUGUGCUUCCUGGAUGAUGGAUGUGGUAUGAAUCCUGAGGAAGCUUCAGAAAUCAUUUACUUUGGAACAUCCAAGAAACGGUCAUCAGCCUUGAAGUUUAUUGGGCAAUAUGGUAAUGGUCUCAAAAGUGGAUCCAUGAGGAUUGGGAAAGACUUUAUUCUUUUUACCAAGAAGGAAGAAACGAUGACCUGCGUGUUUUUUUCUCAGACAUUCUGUGAAAGAGAAGGUCUUACUGAGGUUGUGGUUCCAAUACCUUCGUGGUUAACAAGAACCAGAAAAUCUGUCACAGAUGAUCCUCAAAAAUUAUCAACGGAAUUGUCUAUAAUUUUUAAGUACUCUCCAUUUAGAAAUGAAGCUGAACUGAUGCAGCAGUUUGAUGUGAUCUAUGGGAAAUGUGGUACUUUGCUGGUUAUUUAUAACUUGAAGCUUCUGCUUAGCGGAGAACCAGAGUUGGAUAUUAAGACCGACAAGGAAGAUAUACUAAUGGCUGGAGCUCUUGAGGAUUUUCCAGAGAGAUGGUCAUUCAGAGCCUACACAUCUGUUCUGUAUUUUGAACCUUGGAUGAGAAUAUUCAUUCAAGCCAAAAGAGUUAAAACAAAACAUCUAUGUUACUGCCUCUACAGACCCAGAAAGUAUCUGUAUGUCUCGUCUUCUUUUAAAGGCGCAUUUAAAAAUGAAGUUAAGAAGGCAGAAGAAGCUGUCAAAAUUGCUGAACUCAUAUUGAAGGAGGCACAAAUCACAGUAAACCAGCCUGACAGGACUUCUUUGUCUUCUGCCGAGGACAUAUUACAGAAAGCUUUGGAAGAUGUAGAAGCAAAGCGUAAGAUUCUUAAAGAGAAACAGAGAGAAUUAAAAAAAGCAAGGACACUCUGCUUGUUCUUUGGCGUGAACAUAGAAAAUCGAAGCCAAGCUGGGAUGUUCAUUUACAGCAAUAACCGCCUGAUCAAAAUGCAUGAGAAAGUGGGUCCACAGUUGAAACUGAAGUCCUUACUUGGUGCAGGUGUGGUUGGAAUUGUUAAUAUACCCUUGGAGAUCAUGGAGCCAUCCCAUAAUAAGCAGGAAUUUCUCAAUGUCCGAGAGUAUAAUCAUCUUCUAAGAGUCAUGGGACAGUACUUAGUCCAGUACUGUAAGGACACUGGGAUCAGUAAUAGAAAUCUAACAUUGUUUUGGAAUGAAUUUGGAUACCAGAAUGACAAGGACAAGGAGAAAUCUUUAGAUUCUGUUCAGUAUCAAAGACGACAAGCCAUGGCCAUCCCAUUCAUCAUUCAGUGUGAUCUUUGCCUUAAAUGGAGAGUCUUGCCUUCUUCUAUUACUUAUCAGGAAAAAGAGUUUUUUGACCUCUGGAUUUGUGCUAAUAAUCCUAACCUCUUGGAAAACAGUUGUCAUCAGGCUGAACGCCUUCCUUCCAUCCCUCUGGGCACCAUGAGCUCGGUGUCACCAUCGAAAACUGAGAAAGAGAAACACCUUCAAGAGGUGGUCCAAAGGUAUCACAAUCGACUGGCAGACCCACAGCCACAGGAUAAUACAGUAACUCAGAAAAUCAGGCCUAGGGGCGAUGACCUGAAGCAGGGGUCCCUUGCCUCCUUUGAGCUUCAUGUCAGCCACAGAGGCUGGAAGAGAAACACAGAAGGGACAGACUCUGAUGUGGAAUGUAUUACAGACACUAAAAUUAUGAAGAAGUCUCCACAGAAGAAAGCAAAGCCUCAGCAGCCCAGACGUCCAGCCACCCUGCCAGAAAACGUCAGCUCAGCCCAGAGGUCCCAGGUUUUAGAUAACAGUGACACUGAGGUCUCAUUGAAACAAGAAAAAAAGGACAUUUCUCUUAUGAAAAAAGAAAAACAAGAGCCGAGCAGUGAUACUCCAGAAAGAAAGAGAAACUCUUCAUUGCCUAACCGGGAGAGUCUCGGCUUGUUUUUGCACAGUGCACAGGUGGAAGGUUUAAGUCCACGUUCAGGACACGGCACCAGCUUCUCUGUGAGGGGUAGUUGUCACGUUGCAGAUUUACCAACAAAGUCUUCUCCAAGCACAUCUGUCAAGGAAACUGUAAGAAAACUGGUGUCGAAUUUAAGGGAGAUUCUUCUAUACUUUUUCCCUGAGUAUCAGCUACCAUCAGAAUUUGGCUACACAUCUGUCGAGGAACUUGCGGCAAGUUUUGAGCUGGAGCAAUGCCCAGAGCAGACAAAUAGAAAGCUGAGAAUGUGCUUCAACCAGAUCAAGAAUGUUUACAUGGUCCAAUAUGAAAGAGAACUAAAGAGAAAAAUGCAGUCCAUUAUCUAUGAUGCAAAUCGAAGAGGAGUGGCUAAUGAAGUAUCUCUGGGACAAUGUGAAGAAAAAAGAAAAAUUACUGAAGAUAAACUGAAUAAUCUUCGGGUAAAACUGACAGUACUAUUGCAGAAACUCCAGCUGGGCAGUCCAGCAGGAGACCGGGAGCAGAUUGACAGGUACUUAGAAGCUUUGCUUCAAGAAGAUAAUCCCCUUUUCCAGAAAGCUUUAAAUAAAGUGACUACAGAUGCCGGACAUGGUCUCCCUUUAGAAAGGAACUGA
Messenger RNA from Lontra canadensis (Northern American river otter), 2730 nucleotides. RefSeq names its product MORC family CW-type zinc finger 1 (gene MORC1). Gene Ontology annotation, molecular function: zinc ion binding. The record is from RefSeq and is a predicted model, not a curated record. Gene Ontology annotation, cellular component: nucleus. Lineage: Eukaryota; Metazoa; Chordata; Mammalia; Carnivora; Mustelidae. Bases 1 to 2730 code for a protein of 909 amino acids. The transcript has 25 exons.